Lichtheimia ornata is the source of this 1569-nucleotide messenger RNA. RefSeq lists its product as uncharacterized. Gene Ontology annotation, molecular function: transmembrane transporter activity. Bases 1 to 1569 code for a protein of 522 amino acids. Lineage: Eukaryota; Fungi; Mucoromycota; Mucoromycetes; Mucorales; Lichtheimiaceae. The record is from RefSeq and is a predicted model, not a curated record. Gene Ontology annotation, cellular component: membrane. The transcript has 10 exons. Gene Ontology annotation, biological process: transmembrane transport.
AUGGUGGAUUCAAAAGUCGAAUAUACUGUGGAGCAACGCACAUCAAAGGUUGAAUACACAACCGAAUACACAACCGAAGAAGUAGUCGAGCAAAAGGAUGUCCUUACUCCCACCACCACCAUUCAAGAAAACAAGUCUGAGAAGGUCGUUGAUGUGAGCGAGGAUUUCGACAAAAAUGGCGAUCGUAUCUAUGUCAAGUCGGCUGCCGAAAGAGCGCUUGUGCGAAAGCUCGACUUUUUAUACGUCAUGCCUUUUGUUGCCGUUCUGAACUUUUUACAGUUUUUUGAUAAAUCCACCUUAAAUUAUGCUGGUGUCUUGGGUAUCAAGGAAGAUACCAACACCAGUGGCUCUCAAUUCAGCUGGCUCGGCUCAUUGUUCUAUCUAGGCUACUUGGUAUUCCAGUUCCCCAAUCAAUUUCUUUUGCAACGUGUCCGCAUUUCUUGGUACAUUGGUGUUCUUGUCAUGUUAUGGGGCAUGGUGCUCGCCGUGUCAUUCAAGGCUAAGAGCUUUGCCGACCUUGCAGGCUUACGCUUCUUGUUGGGUUUCUUUGAAGCUGCCAUGUAUCCAUGCUGUAUCAUGUUGAUUAGCUCUAUGUAUCGUCGUCGUGAACAAGCUGGUCGUCUCGGCGUCAUCUAUAUCACCAACGGCAUUGCAUUGGCUGUAGGAGGUUUCAUCGGCUAUGGCGUUGGAUUGCACAUGGACGGCGUUGGUGGACAUGGUGCCUGGCAAUGGUUGAUGCUUAUUCUUGGUGUGAUCACUGUUGCAUUUGGUAUCAUUAUCUUCCUCUUCCUUGUCGAUGAUCCCCGUUCCAAGUUUUUGCGUUUGACUCCAGAGCAACGUGAGAUUGUUGAAGAGCGUAUCCGUGACCACGCUGUUGUCAUCACCCGUGAGAUCAAGUUUUACCAGAUCAUUGAAGCUCUCAAGGAACCCCGUUUCUAUUGCUUCAUCUUUUCAUCGAUGCUUAUCAACUUCCAAAAUGGUGCAUUGAACACCUUCAGCAGUAUUAUUACAGCAGGCUUUGGCUUUUCGGGUGUUAACGCAAUCUUGCUCACCGUCCCCUCGGGUAUUGUUUGUGCCUUGUACAUUGUAAUCGCUAUUUGGUACAACAAUCGCUAUGGCAAUACUUUGUAUACCGCUUGUGCCAUGCAGGUGUGUGCCAUCAUUGGUCUUGUCUUGCUGGUUGCCAUCCCUGUUCCCAAGGCCAAGUUGCUUGGCUUGUACCUUUGCUGGGCAUUCACCGCUUCAUACACCAUGUUCUUGGUCUCCUUAGCAAACAACGUUUCAGGUUAUACCAAGAAGAUCUUCUAUAGCUCAUGUGUCAUUAUCUUUUACACCAUUGGAAACUUUGCUGGUCCAUUGAUGAUGGUUGAUUGGCAAGCACCACUUUACCUUGGUGGCAUGAUCGCUUACAUGGCUGCAAACGCAAUUUCCAUUGUAUUGUUUUUGAUCGCUCGCUACUUCAUGGCCAAGUCUAACCGUGAACGCCUAGCACGUGGAAUUACAACGAACAACGGUGAAAUGAACGACAUGACCGAUAGAGAGGACCCCAACUUUAUUUAUCGUUUGUAA